AUUUAUCUGCUCGUAAAAUUGAUGUGUGCAACUGCAUAAGAAGAGUUUAGCAGAAGUAAAAUAAAAAAAACAGAAAAAAUUACGUUUUUAUCCCUUCUCGGAUACUUUUACGCUUUAUUUAUAUCUAUAUAUCUGCUUAAAAAAGAGGAAAAAGGAAAUAUGUAGAAUUUGGGGAUUUCAAUACUUGAACAAGGAACAAAUGGCUAACGAACAAUUUACAGUAACAUACGUACCAGAAGAAGAGCGGAAAAAGAAGAAAUUUGGUAUUAAAUCAAAAAUUCUAGUUCUUACCGCUUUUGUCUUGGCCAUUUUUUUGGCAGUUAUACUCUACGUAACCCUAAGGAAAAGUACCAAGAAUAUCAGGAAUGAAUUUAAAGAUGUUCAUAUAAAAACUGGCUCUUUACGGGGAAAAUUAACAAAAUCCAACUUAGGAGGGAAUGUUAUUGAAUAUUUAGGCAUUCCGUACGCUAAACCACCAAUUGGAGAUUUAAGAUUUUCCGAUCCAGUUCCACCAGAGAAUUGGAACGGCGUACUAGAUGCUUUUGAGCAUGGCAACUCCUGCGUUUGUUACAUUGAUAAGACUUUCGGUUCUUUCGUUGGUUCUAACAUGUGGAAUCCAUCGAAUAGAAUGAACGAAGAUUGCUUAUAUUUAAACGUAUGGCAACCGGAAACUACCUCAAUCGAAAAUGCUAAAUUACCUGUUAUGGUAUGGAUAUAUGGAGGAGGAUAUUAUAGCGGUAGUUCGCAAUUGGAAGUUUAUGAUGGAAAAGUUUUAGCUGAUUCUCAAAAAGUUAUUGUUGUAUCAUUUAAUUAUCGACUCGGACCUUUUGGCUUUCUAACAACGGGUGACGAUCGAAUUAGUGGUAAUUUUGGCUUAAAGGAUCAGCAAUUAGCUCUAAAGUGGGUUCACGAAAACAUUGCAUCAUUUGGUGGUGAUCCUAACGAGGUAACGAUUUUUGGUGAGAGUGCUGGCAGCGUUUCAGUAGGUCUGCAUCUCUCAUUACCUGGUUCGGCGAAAUAUUUCAAAAGGGCUAUUAUGCAAAGUGGUGCGCCCAACUGCUAUUGGGCGAUUUUAACUAAAGAGCAGGCGAUUGCAAAAACAGAGAAAUUUCUCAAGAUUAUCGGUUGUAAGAAUGACGCUCAUUUAAAAGUUUGUCUUCGUUUCAAAGACGCCGAUUUCCUAAACGAUAAGAUGUGGAUGGAAAUGAAAUUUUUCUAUAUUCCAUUCGCUCCGUAUCUUGAUGGAAAAUUCAUAAAAAGGGACGGUUACGAUACUCUAGUGAAUGGACUUUACCAGAAUAAAAGCCUUAUUGUAGGCACAAAUAUAAACGAAGGAACUUUUUGGAUAGUUUAUACACUUUUAGGCUUUUUUAAGUACAAUUCAAGCGAAAUCGAUUACGAAACUUAUAAGAAAAACGUUAAGCUUGCACUAUGGGAUUUACAUGGAGGUGAGAGGUUUUUGUUUAUUUUUGAUCCCAAAUUAAGGAAAUCUGCUUUUUAGGCCAAAUUUUAGAAUUUGUUUCUAAAUAAUGUUGUCUUCUUUCUGGCAAUAAAAUUUUAGAAAGAAUUCACAAACAUUGCUUAAGCUGUGUAAACAGCUUACAGGUGUUGGUUAAAGCGCCAUCUGUUGAUUUUUUCUAAUUUUCUUCUCUUUUAGAUAUUGUAUAUAUAUGUAUAUGUUUUUCUAAAUACAUAUAGAUACCUGGAAAGAGGCCGAACGAUUUUACAGACCUAAAAAUAUCUCAGAUAAAGCUGCUAAUAGAGAUGCCAUUGACGAUUUAACAGGAGAUCGACUGUUUAAAUGCGGACCCAAAUUUUGGGCUAAUAAAUACGCUCAGGCUGGAAAUGACGUCUACUUUUAUGAAAUGCAUUAUAGAGUGUCAAACGAAGCCUGGCCUCCUUGGAUGGGCGUUAUACACGGUGCAGAAAUUCAAUUUAUAUUUGGUUGGCCAUUUAAUCGCUCGAAAAACUUUAACGACGAUGAUAGGAAAUUUUCAGAACAUAUCAUGAAUUAUUGGGGAAAUUUUGCAAAAACUGGAAAUCCUAAUCGUUUCCCCCCUUUAACACACUGGGAAAAAGUUCACGCGCACGGAUCCGUUCACUAUAUGAAAUUAAUUGGCCCAAAUAAUUACGAUAUGAGUUGGAACGAUUUUAAAACAGAACCCUGUCAAUUAUGGAAUAAACUGUCAAAGAAGAAAAGUAAUCUUGUUUGAAAAAUUUUACUAUUUUCUCUUUUGUUUAUUUGUUUUGGUCUGCAAAAAUGUGCCAUUUUUGAUUGUUACAAAACUCUGUUUGCUAAUCGUUCUUGCCGUAGAAAAGAAGGAAAAAAAAUCCCAAUAUAAUAAUAGAUACAUUAAGAAAAAGCUACAAUAUCUUAUUGAAAGUGGUUCAUUUCUUCUUUUUGUAAUUUUUUCCUUCUUUUAACAUAAUAAAAAAGAAGAUAAAAGAAACUUGUAUUAAAGUUUUAGAAAACUUCUUUCUUUUUUUUUAAAUAAAUGAAUAAACAGUGGUAUAAGAAGUAAGAUCGACUAAGGAGAGAGAGAGAGAGAGAGAGAGAGAGAGAGAGAGCGUGUGUACGUGUGUGUCUGUUUUCAAAAAGAAAGAAAAGAACAAAAAAAAACACUUUAAACAACCAGUUUUAAAAGACAAAAUGUCGAAUAAGGGAAGAAGAGAGAUUUAGAAAGAUACAAAUAAAUAAUUUUUAAAAGAGAAAAAUUUGGCAGCUGUUCGAAAUAAAUAUUAAGAAGAUCACAACAUUUUGACACUGUGUAUAUUUAUGUUGUUCUAUCCCUCGUUAUUGGGCUAUUCACCUGUUUUUUUCAAUUGAAUUAUCAUAUCCCUUGUUGAA
Molecule: messenger RNA, 2848 nt
Organism: Dimorphilus gyrociliatus
Lineage: Eukaryota; Metazoa; Annelida; Polychaeta; Dinophilidae
Source: the annotation of a GenBank genome assembly